Molecule: messenger RNA, 4290 nt
Organism: Myripristis murdjan (pinecone soldierfish)
Lineage: Eukaryota; Metazoa; Chordata; Actinopteri; Holocentriformes; Holocentridae
Product: regulator of G-protein signaling 6-like
Exons: 17
Coding region: 236-1720 (494 amino acids)
Biological process (GO): G protein-coupled receptor signaling pathway; positive regulation of GTPase activity; intracellular signal transduction
Cellular component (GO): neuron projection; cytoplasm
Molecular function (GO): GTPase activator activity
Source: RefSeq, a predicted model, not a curated record
UGCCAGAGCAGCUCAUGGGACAGGAAGAUAUUAUGCCGAUUGCAGGUCAUUGCAGUGCGGAGGCUGUGCGUGUGUUUGUAAUUUGUGGUUAUAGUGGGGAUGGGUUGUUACAUCAUAUUGCUAUAUGGUAAAGAGGCGUUGUUGUGAUUGCAGACAGCUGAUAAGGUGGGGGAUGGGUGCGAGGAGGAUAUAAUAUGCAACCCUGCUCUUUUCUUGCUCAGAGGACUGAGAGAAGAUGGCGGAGGGGUCCAGAGACCAGGCGGCGGGGGUGGGCACCACUGAUCCAGAGGACGACUCGCCCAAUAUGAUUGUCUACAGAAAGAUUGAAGACAUUGUUAUGCGAAUACAAGAUGAGAAAGCUGGAGGUGUAGCCAUCCGGACUGUCAAAAGUUUCCUGUCCAAGAUCCCAAGUGUGGUGUCAGGAGCGGAUAUUGUUCAGUGGCUGAUGAAAAACCUCUCCAUUGAGGAUGCAGCUGAAGCAAUUCACCUUGGAAGUCUGAUCGCUGCCCAGGGCUACCUCUUCCCCAUCUCUGACCAUGUCCUGACACUAAAAGAUGAUGGAACCCUUUAUCGCUUCCAGUCUCCAUAUUUCUGGCCUUCAAACUGUUGGGAGCCUGAAAACACAGACUAUGCCAUUUACCUGUGCAAGCGCACCAUGCAGAAUAAAGCCAGGCUUGAGCUAGCUGACUACGAGGCUGAGAACCUCGCCCGGCUGCAGAGGGCCUUCGCCAGGAAGUGGGAAUUCAUUUUCAUGCAAGCCGAGGCGCAAGUCAAAAUUGACAGAAAGAAAGACAAGGCAGAGCGGAAGAUCCUGGACAGCCAGGAGAGGGCAUUCUGGGAUGUCCAUCGCCCAGUGCCAGGCUGUGUCAACACUACAGAAAUGGACAUCCGCAAGUGCCGUAGAGAGAGAAAUCCACACAGGGUAAAAAAGUCGGUAUAUGGCGUACCAGACGACAGCCAGAGCCAGCCGAGUCCCGUCCACAUCAGCUCUCAGCCGGCCAGGAAGCCCACCAAAGAGGACGUACAGAAGGAGAUCACCUUCUUGAAUAUCCAGCUGGACAGACACUGUAUGAAGGUGUCCAAGGUGGCCGACAGUCUGAUGGGCUACACAGAGCAGUUUAUGGAAUAUGACCCUUUUGUGUCGGCCGUCGAACCCUCCAACCCCUGGAUCAGUGAUGACACCACCUUCUGGGAUUUGGAGGCAAGUCGUGACCCCAGCCAGCAGCGUGUAAAGAAAUGGGGUUUCUCUCUGGAGGAGGCGCUGAAAGAUCCGGCGGGACGGGACCAGUUCCUCAAGUUCCUGGAGUCAGAGUUCAGCUCGGAGAACCUACGGUUCUGGUUGGCGGUGCAGGAGCUGAAGCGACGGCCCCUGUGUGAAGUGGCCUCCAGGGCCCAGGAGAUCUGGCAGGAGUUCCUGGCCGAGGGAGCGCCGAGCUCCAUCAACCUGGACUCCCACAGCUACGAACGCACCAGCCAGAACCUCAAAGACCCCGGACGCUACAGCUUUGAGGACGCUCAGGAGCACAUAUUCAAAUUAAUGAAAAGUGACAGCUAUGCACGCUUCUUGCGAUCCAACAUCUACCAAGACCUCCUGUUAGCCAGAAAGAAGCAGCCAGCAGACACUGAACAGGGCCGCCGCACCUCCUUGGAGAAGUUCACCCGCAGCGUGGGCAAGUCAUUGACGGGCAAGCGCCUGACAGGCCUGAUGCAGUCGUCCUGACAUAGCCUGGGCUGGAGGGCUUUAGCCAGACCCCCAUGGAGGGGUGACUGCCACACAGGGGCGGGGACUGGGACUGGGACGGGGGCAGGGAGGGAGGACCCGGGCAGGACAGGGCUGCUGUGGAGGCCCGCAGACACUGCCCAGGGGACCGCUGCUGUGCUGGGACAGCAGCGCUGGGCCUGCCGGGGUUAAAACCCCCAACUGAACCGCUGAGGAAAGGACAAUGUUGACAAGGGGAACCUCAGCCAACGCACCACAUGGCAUGCAACAUACAGUACAAGCACAUUCAUAUUAGGGCUGCCCCCUCUUCCUCAGCUUGUGGACCACUCUGUCAGGGUCUCAGUCGACUGAGUCAGUCAGUUUUGGUUUGUUUUCUUUUUUGUAUAUCUUGGAAAAUUAAAAGCACAUUUCCGGUAUUGGUCUUUGCUAAACACUCCAUCUGAAGGCUAUUUGGCAAAAUUUCAAACAUUUUCAGGAGGACAAUAAUAUGAAAAAAAUCAGGAGAUUGAAUGGAUAAUUGUUUUAGUUGACAAAUCCUUAAACAGCCAGGGGACAGUCCUAAUUCAGACACAGAUACACACUUAGCUCUAUACAAAGUCAAAGCGGCACAUGGACUCAAACACUGAUCUACUCUACAAACAGUGUGUCUCUGUACUCACAAGGCAGCCAGCAAUAAAGAGAGCAGGAGACCACUUUGGUUAGAUAUUUAUUCAGUCUCUUUUUAUAUCCUUGAAAUUUAUAUCAUAUCUGUUUCUUAUAAAGCACAUGAUAUAUGUCACUUAUCUGAUGGACAUAAUUUUGGCAGUGAUCAAGAGUGUAUUUCUGUUUUUCCCAUGAAUUAUAAGUACUGUCUACAGAAUAGAUUUUUUUUGAGGGUAUGAUUUUUCAUGCUUCAUUACAUUCCAAAAUCCGGCAUAAGGGCUUAAUGUAGCAUCGACAAUGCAUCCUUGCAUGUUUCAUCAAAAUGUCUUUGUUUGGAAUUAAUGUUUGGUUUCUACAGUAGUGCUUUGCAACAAGACUCAUGGCGCAGUAGGCUUUGAUAGCAGACAGGCUAAAACCCACAUUUGCCAUUCUGGUUAAACGGCUUUAACUGCAGAAGUGGCAAAUUAGCACACCGCUUACAUAACUUCCGAGGCCUGAAUACCCACACAGAAUAAGGUAUUAAGUUUUCUGCUACACACUCUCAAAUUUGUCAGUCCCAGUAUCGAGCUGCCAGUGUGAAUAACCGAGUGUGUUACAAACACAGCCCCUAAUGGUUACAUCAGUCCUGUUGUAUGAAUCGAAAUGAUUUGAGGUGUUAUUUUAUUCCCAGUUAGACUGAGUUUGGACACACAAUUGCUGACGAAUGUCACAUUGAAUCAUGUCAUGUAUGAAAAUGGCAGAUGCUUUCUGGGCUCCAAGUGCAGUCUAAUUUUAAAAGUUGCCAAUGCCAUGGGUCCAUCUGGUGGGAGGUAAACCCCAAGACCAGACCGAGGACCAAGAGUGUUACACCGCCUUCACAUCAUUUUUAGUUAGCUUUUUUUUAUGAUUAUAUCGAAACUAACCACUCUCCAAUUAAAGGAGAGAGGCCUGUUGCCCAACAUGGAAAGUUCAUUUAUGUUUUUUCCUUUUUUGCAUUUGUAUUGCAUGAAUAUCUCAUCGUUUUGUUUUCUCAGAUGGUGAAACAUGCCCUUCUUGUUGAGAGAAAAAAAAAAAUGUAUGCCACAACUCUUCACCGAAUAUCCGUCAUGUACUUGAUGAGUGAUGGUGAAACUGUGCAUGAUGUUAGACAGUGGUAGAGUGCUACUGUAGGGAAAGACAGAUGGUUUGGACCACUCAGCACAUUGCUGCACUCACCAAAGACAGCAGACACACAGGGAAAUGCCCUUUAACCACUGAUCUGGAGCAACAGCCUCCAGUGAAUGGACAGCAACCUCCCUGGAAUGCAACUGGGAACAGAGUUUGACCCAUCAUGGCCGCCUCAUGCUGAACUGAAAAGAGAUCAGGGGACAGAGAAGGCCUCUGCUCCUCUGGCCUCGCUCUUCUUCGUCACACAGAAAGCCGUUGGAUUGAGGGGAUUUCGGCCUCACAGCUCCCUCGUAAGGCCAUGGUGUCUACUGCCAGUGACUGCUACAGUGACUUUAGACUACAGCACUGAAUGAGUGAAUCAUCUCCUCCAGACUAUUACUUUCUGUUAGAGUCAUUGCAAUGCACUGUACAGGUCAUAUUUAUAAUAAUCAUCAUUAUUAUCAUAAACCAAUAGCCUCUUGAUUAUAAGGUAGAGAGAGAGAUGCUUAAUCCAUCAAGUCAGUGUACUGAAUAUUAUUCUGAAUAUUAUUCUUUGCACAAACACAAUGACACUAUGUACAGAGUGCAUUAUAGAUAAAAAGGAAAAAAAAAAUUGGCUCUAUAGAUUUUCAUUAACCCAAAAAAGCACACAUUAUGAUAUGGGCACAUUACUAUGCAUGUAACAUAUCCAGGGCAUUUUGUGCUUAUAGUUUCUCAAUCAGCAAGACAACUACUGGCACUCGAAAACACAAGCACCUGCUAUCUUAUUAUGGGUACCAAAUAAUAAAAUCUCUGGACCUGUC